Molecule: messenger RNA, 728 nt
Organism: Phragmites australis (common reed)
Lineage: Eukaryota; Viridiplantae; Streptophyta; Magnoliopsida; Poales; Poaceae
Product: glycine cleavage system H protein, mitochondrial-like
Exons: 4
Coding region: 129-623 (164 amino acids)
Biological process (GO): glycine decarboxylation via glycine cleavage system; protein lipoylation
Cellular component (GO): glycine cleavage complex; cytoplasm; mitochondrion
Source: RefSeq, a predicted model, not a curated record
CCUCUCACUGCUUCCCUCCACACUGAGCCACUAGCCCACUACUAGCUAUCCUAGGAAGAGAGGGAAAAGAAGAAGAAGAGCAGUCAGAUACACCUUGCUCUGGUUGCUACCAUUGGCCAUUGCACAGGAUGGCUCUGAGGCUGUGGGCUAGCUCAGCUGCCAAUGCCCUUAAGAUCUCAGGCACCGGAGCCAGGGCUGCCGCCCCCGCCUUAUCCAUCUCCAGAUACUUCUCCACUGUUCUUGAUGGGUUGAAGUACACAUCCUCUCAUGAGUGGGUCAAGGAUGAGGGCGGCAUGACCACCGUUGGCAUCACCGACCAUGCUCAGGGCCAUCUUGGAGAGGUGGUGUUCGUGGAGCUGCCGGAGCCCGGCACGAAUGUGACCCAGGGAGGAUCCUUCGGCAACGUGGAGAGUGUGAAGGCCACCAGCGACGUGAAUUCCCCCAUCUCCGGUGAGGUCGUCGAGGUCAACUCGAAGCUGUCGGAGACGCCCGGCCUGAUCAACUCGAGCCCGUACGAGGAUGGAUGGAUGAUCAAGGUGAAGCCGAGCAGCCCGGCGGAGGUGGACGGCCUGCUGGACGCGGCCAAGUACACCAAGCACUGCGAGGAGGAAGACGCUCACUAGAGCCGGCAUGCACAGUGUUCUUGGGUGAUUCAUCAGCCCGUUCGGCUUUGUUGCAAAAACUCGAUCUACCGUCCAUCUGCAAUAACCAAACCUCAGCCUUUAUCA